AUGGAAAACCCACAAAAGAACGUGUGGUACUUGGAUAUAAGUUGCAGUAAUCACAUGUGUGGAGAAAAGUCAAUUUUCUCUACCUUCGAUGAAAGAGAUUUCAAAAUUUGGGCUAAAGAUAACACUGUCCAUACCAUCUCUAGUGUUUUCUUUGUCCCGAGUUUCAAGAGCAAUUUGCUGAUCUUGAGACAACUGCAUGAAAAGGGAUAUGAGAUCAAGAUUAUAGGAGGAGCUUGUCAGAUACAUGACCAAAAGAGGGGCUUAAUUGCUAAGGCUUACAUGAUGACAAAUCGAAUGUUUCCAUUACAUAUUCAGAGUGAUGAUCCUACGUGUUUCUCUACCAAGGUCAAUGAUCCAGCGUAG
Prunus armeniaca (apricot) is the source of this 363-nucleotide messenger RNA. Lineage: Eukaryota; Viridiplantae; Streptophyta; Magnoliopsida; Rosales; Rosaceae. The record is from the annotation of a GenBank genome assembly.